UGCUAAAUGAAAGUGGUGAGCGCCCCUGUAAGUGGUGAGCGCCCCUCGUUUGGAAAAUGUAUUGUUGUGGUAAGUUUCUAAUUUUUAAAAUGUUACAAAGAACACAAAUCUUUGGCUGCCCGCUCUCCCCACUUGCCUUUAUGCCUUCCUUACUCUGUUCGUUAUUAUUUAAUAACUUUAUGCCUAGAAAAAAUGCGUUUGCUCUAAACUGAGAACUUGUCUACCGCUAGAUUUCAAAGCAACGUGCUGAGCUCUGUUCUUGCAUCUCAGGUGGUGGUUGAGGGGGUAGAAGUCACUUAAGUUUUAUGGGUUUUAUUGUCCUGGCAAACUCUCCUGUAAGGCUAAGCAAGUAUUUUGAAAGUGGCAUUUUGUUUGGCUAUGUGAUACAAAAGAAUGAUGUUAGGCUGUCCCUUUUAUGACUAUGAACAAACAAAAAGUAUGCCUGUUGGAGUUGGAACUUUUAAUCUAGUUUUCUCUUGCUACAAGGUACAAAGUCAAAUAUGACUUCUAAGUUUUGAGUUCUAGAAAUCUGUUAAGGAAACAAAGUCAGAUGAUGUAAAGAUAAGAUCAUUUAACUCUGCUGGUGGGACCUUAAAAAACCAAUGUGUUCGAAUCUGUCUGACUUUAAUUACAUUGGUUUUUGUUUUGCAUGAGGGUCUUGGUGUGUUGCUCAUGCUGACUGCUUCUGUGGGUUGGCCUUGAACUUACUAUCCUCCUGCCUCAGCACUCCUGAGUGUUGGGAAUCACAGUCCUGUGCCACUAGGGUUGUCUUAAAUGCUCAUUUUAAAGGCAGAGGCUAAAAAACUACAUUCAGAUAAUCAGGAACUCCAAAUGAGAGUACUGACGUUGUAUCUUCUCAUUAAAUUGCCUUGGUUACUUUUUUAAAAAAUCGAAUUAGGUUGAAUAUUUUUAUGAAAACUAGGAUGAAGUCAACAAAAUAAAAAAUGAAUAAAUUCUGAAAUCUGUUAACCUAGUUGAUUUGGGUUUUAAAGGCAUGAGAGUGCUUAUGCUGCCUUAGAAGUUUUGCCAUAUUCUGUCUGAUAUUGAUGAGGUUACCGGUGUCCACAUACAGACUUCACUCACUAGUGGCAGCAUUAAUCGAGUAUGAAUAUGAGUCAUAAGAUUCUGUGCGAGGCAAUUUUAUUUUUAAGUCUGUCAUAAUACAAAGGGUAUGUUUAUGCAUUCGUGCACGUCUGUCUUAAUGGUCAGAGGAAAGGAUAUGGGCAUACUUGUUUCUCUGUGGAAUAGUUCUAAAGUCCACUUAGUGGUACCGCAUAUAGACUGCCCAUUUCAAGGGAAUUUCUUUGAUGUUUUGCUACUGAUGUUUUCAAGGGAAGUCAGAGACGUUUGCUUAGACUGCAAUUUGUUAACAGUUCCCUCUUAUGUCAUUGAUGUGCCCUGAGUCACCACCCCACCCCAAGAGAAUUUUCUGAAUGGCUAGUGGCUGGCAUACUAGAUUUGAUAUCUGCUUUAAUAAGCUAUGAUAAUUAUUUAGGAGUUUGACUUUUGAACGAACAUGGGUGUGUGCAGUAAAGAGCCCUGGCUUUUAAAUUAACCAGAGCUCUAAGUGUUGAACCAGGCAGACAGACAGAAGGAUAAUAAGGCAAGAAGUCCUCUGUCUUCCUGACUACCAGAUUUGUUGAGGAAAGUGGUUUGGAGUCUAAACAGGACUUCCACAGAUUAAACGGACAUUAAACAGAUGUCUUCACUGCACUCCCCAACCCUGGCCCUGCCAGUGCCCAUGAUGAGCUGAGCCCCAUGGCUUCCCUCCUCCACCUCACUCCCCGAACUGAGGAGUCGCACUGGCUGUGUGCUAGCGCUGCGGAAAUCCUUGUAUCUGAGAGAGUGUUCUAAAACACCUGGACGAAGGGUGCUCUGAUAGAACCUCAGGCUGCUGACUCGGUCUUAAAGGAACUGGGACACAAUUCCCUAAAAGGUCUAAAAUCUUACCCUUCUUGGGAAAGUAUUUAAUACCAUUUAUGUAUUCUAAUCCAAUUCUACAGGGUUACAAAGUCCACACAGUAGGAAAAGAAAACUAUAGGCUCACAUUCUAGAGUAAAUGAAUUCUGUGUGUGAUGUUUUUUACCUAAUUGAAAAUAGGGCAACUUGUGUGAGUUUUCACGGCUUUCAUGUCUUAUUGUAGAACUUGUUUUCCCUCUUCCUCAAAUCCUAUAUGCUCCGGAGGACUUAUCCAAAUGUCUUUUGUAAGUCAUCAGUACUGCUGAUGGUCUUUUUUAACUGUGAUGAAAUCCUACUUGCUCCUGGGUGCCUUUGGUAGAUCAUCUUAGCUGCUGUCCAUCUGCAAGGGAGCUUCCCUAGCAGUGUGUAUGUAGGCACGCUGUAAGGGUCUGUAAGUGUGGUGGCUCCUAGGCUCAAGAGGCAGAAGCAGAAGACUGGUGAGUUUGAGGCCAGCCUGGGCUUUUUGUUAAACUGUCUCAAAGUGAAAAACAAAAUAGAGGUAAAGAAAAAAAGAACUCCACCUACAGUGAACCCUGGGGCAGCCCUGAAGGGAGUUGUGUAAUCUCAGAAGUGUUAUCACGCGCACAGAUUGACCAGCAAACAAGUGGAUCUCCAUCCAGGUCAAGGGGCACAAGAGCUGAGAUUGUGGUGGUCAUCUAUCACCUUAUAUUCCUUACUUGGUAACAGUGCAUAGUACCAUAGCCCAUAUAGGCUGACAUCCACUCAUGAGCUAUAUUGAAACUAUAUUGGAAAAAACCCAAUUCCUUCGAGGACAAUGAAGCAAAAAAGGAAGAAAAAAAAAAAAGCAGUAAGUAUCACCUUCAACUUUGAGAACUGAAAGCUUGCCUCUGGUCGUCAAUUUGAAGUAAAGUGACAUUUAGGAGUCAGUCACUUGAGGACUUGGGAACUACUGUACCUGUAGUGAGGUUGUAUGCUGGUCCUAGGAAGGCCUCGAGGGCCUCUGCUGUGAGCCAGAGAGUACUAUUCCCUCACAUGUAUGUGCCAAACAGACUGAAGCAGUAGGGAGCCCAAGACACACCACACACACACACACACACACACACACACACGCACACACACGCACGCACAUUUUCUAUUUCAGAACCCGCCUCUCUGGUUGCUGUGUGUCCUCAGUCAGUCCCUUCCAACCUUCUUACUCUUCCCUGUUUUCAGGGUCUUCACAUUUCAGUGAAUACUGAUCAGACUUGCUGUAUCCUUAAUUUUGGUUUGUCUGAUAUCAUCUCACAAUUAGGUUGGGAUUUUGUGUUCUUGACAAAAUACCACAGAAACAAUGACUCCGUUUUAAUGAGUCGCCUCUUGAUUAUUUGAUUAUGGUGGUGCCUGAAGGUCCCACACUGUAAAGCUACUGUCUUCCCUUUUGUGUAAGAGUGUGACGUGGCUACCUAUAGUCACCAGGGGAUGCUUAGGAGGUUCUGCUUCCCCUCAGCCACGCUUUCAAGUACAACUGGGCCAGAAUUUUACUAAAACCAAUUCUAUUUCAACUCUUAAGUAUAGCUUUCUUUCUAUAGAAAAUAUUAUUCUAUCAGACUUAUUGAUAAACAAAGGUCUUAGCUUUGGGUUGUUGAGGCUGUCACUGACCUUUGGCCUGCGAGUGUUAAUAGCUGCCUUGUUAAUAGAAGUGCUGUGAUACUCUUUAAGCCACAGUGAGUCCUGUGCCUCACUGCUCCCUGGGCUUUACCAGGGCACCAUCAGACUCAGGGGAGACCUUCAGCCUAGAGAACUCACACAGUUGUAUGAUUCCUCAGUAUCAGUGUCCCUUGGCUCUAGGCUUUAAAACUAUUUUAAACUGUUUUAAAGGGGGUGGAAGGGGGCAAGAAAAGAGAAGAGGGAAAGAUAAAUGAGGUUUAACCUAACUUUUCCUGGGGCUACGACUACAUGAAUAUUAGACUCUGGUGGUCAAAGGACAGCUUCAGCCUGGUUACAGUCUAAUCUUAAUGUAGGUUGUAAGCCCAGGGAGUGUAUUGAUUCUAAAAGAGUCAUAUUAAUUUUUUUUAAGAUUUAUUUCAUUUAUGUGAGUACAUUAUAGCUGUCUUCAGACACACCAGAAGAGGGCAGUAGAUCUUAUUACAGAGCCACCAUGUGGUUGCUGGGAAUUGAACUCAGGACCUCUGGAAGAGCAGUCAGUGCUCUUAACCUUUGAGCCAUGUCUCCAGCCCAGAAAUGACAGUUCAGAUGGCUGGGAGCCAUCAAACAGUAGCUGGAGUUCAAACUGAGGUCUUUUGGGUCCACAGUCUUACCUGCUAACCCACAGCUCCAGCACAUAUUAAUUCUUGGCUUAGAAGUCAGUGCAUAAGUAAAAAGAACCUCCAGUAAGGAGGGAUGCUUCAAAGGAAAUUGUAUAUUGUACAUUGUACUACCCGUAUAUUUAAUAGUCAUCCCUGAGGUAGAAAGCAUGGUUUCUAUAGCAACUUACUAAAACUGGAUGACUUUAUGUGGAAGCCAAAGGACCAGACUUCUGUGUUUAUUUUAGAGACCUUGAAGUUAUUAUCACUACCAAAAUAGACUAGUAGUAUAGUUAUCACAUUGUAAGUAGAAGGUUUAAAGCUGGGAGUGUGAGGGAGAGAAAGUUUAGAACUUGACCCUUUAAACAUAGGUUUCUGAUCAUAACAUAUCUAAGUCUACUUGUGUUUUUUGUUUUAUUUGGAGGUGGGGAGUGGGGUUCAAAACAGGGUUUCUCUGUGUAGCCCUGGCUAUCCUGGAAUUCACUUUGUAGACCAGGCUAGCCUCAAAUGCAAAGAGAUCCUCUUGCCUCUGCCUCCCAAAUGCUGGGGCUAAAGGUGUAUGCCACCAUGCCCCUUCUAAAGCUUAUUGAAACUUCUUCUUUUUCUUCCUCCUUCUCUUCCUCCUCUUCUUCCUCCACAGGGCAGGGCAGUGUUGUUGUGGGGGUUGGGAAGAGAAGUUGAUACCCCCUCUCCUAUGUGCUGCUUGCCAUGUUAGAAUCUGCUCGUUAUUUUGAAAUCUGAAGAUGUGUACAUGAGUAAGCAUGUAGCUUUUCCUACUCUAGUCUAAAUAUGGCUACUGAAGAAAUACACUCGUACAUUGUUGAAUGUUUAAACUGUAGCUCUAACAUUCCUGAAGCCAUGUUGUAUAGAUUGUAAUGUUGUGUUUUGAAAUAACCUGGCCCACCUUUCAUUGUGUGUGUCUGUAGUCUGGGAUGAUCACUUGUCACCUAGUUACCCACACUGACUCCCACAGGAACUUCCUUUUCAGACCAGCAGACUCUCUUGUCUGCAGUUUUCUGCUGGACCACUUAAGGGUCCUUCAGAAUGAUCUGUAUGGCUGUCGUUUGCUCUCACAGGUAUAUUUUGAGACUUUACAUUAUGAGGUGAGUGUCUCGUCACUGUCUAAGUUAGACUAUGCAGGUUUUCCCCUGGGAGGCUGUUGGCUAGUGUCUGGAGAAAAGUGUUUGGUUUCUGUUGUGUGAGCAUCACUUUUAGGACUUUGAGUUGACUGUACUGGUAUCUAAAAAAAAAUGUGUGUCUGUGUGUGUGUGGACACAAGUUGGGAGCACUUUCACAGGCUUGCAGCUGUCUUACUGUGUCCUCACAUGGCAAGGUAAAAGGAUGCUGGCUCUUAACUUUUUCUAUAGGCACCUGUGAGGAUGGGCACUAAUGUUCACUCUCGUGACCUCAUCUAAACGGAUUACGUUUAAAGGCCCUUCUCCAAAUACCUUCACUUAGCAUGAGGGCUUCAGUGCAUGCAGUGGGGGUAGGAGGCACGUAGAAGCAUCCACCCUGUAACAUCGCCCAAUGUAUCUGAAGCUUCUGUUUCUAUAGUUCUUAAAAUACUUGGAGGCCAGGCAUGGUGGUGCACACCUUUGAUGGGUAUCUGUGAGUUUGAGGCUAGUUUAGUGUACAAAUUAAAUUCCAUCUCAGACAGCCAAGAUCAUACCGUGAAAUCCCAUCUCAAAAUAAGGUCUAUCUGGGGUAAGUGGGCUCUCUGAGAGUUACUGCUGCUAGGUUUCCUGUGUGGUCAGCAGGUUGCUCUGGCUGUCUCUGGGGUAAGUAUCUGUUUCAGUCCAGGCCUCCGUGUAACUUUUGGUUUUGUAUCCUACAAAAUUUAAACCCAAAGGGCUUCAUGCCUUCCAAGAAAAAACAAGUUUAUUUUUAAUUUUUUAAAUUUUUUAAACAAUUUUAUUAGAUAUUUUCUUCAUUUACAAUUCAAAUGCUAUCCCAAAAGUCCCCUAUACCCUCCCCCCACCCUGCUCCCCUACCCACCCUCUCUCUUCUUGGCCCUGGCGUUCCCCUGUACUGAGGCAUAUAAAGUUUGCUAGACCAGGGGGCCUCUCUUCCCAAUGAUGGCCGACUAGGCCAUCCUCUACUACAUAUGCAGCUAGAGACCCGAGCUCUGGGAGGGGUACUGGUUAGUUCAUAUUGUUGUUCCACCUAUAGGGCUGCAGAUCCCUUCAGCUCCAGAAAACAAGUUUCUUAACAGCCUGUAUUUUGCUACAUUUAGCAACUAAAUUUCCACACUAGAUUUUCAUGUAUAACAGCAUAUCUCUUAACCACAGUAAUUAAAAUCAUCCUGAAUAGAUGUUGUUAUAUUUAAUUAUGGAUUGUAUGCUCUAGUUGAUAUAAGCUUGUUACACAUUUAGAACAUGGUUGUUUAUGGCUGAAUAUAGAUGUUUAAAAGUAGCCAUUUUCAGUUUCUUUUUUAAGGUCUGUACUAUUAUUUUUUUUUUUUUUUUACAAAUUGUAACAGUAUUCAUUUUAUCAUUACCACCAUUGGUCAGUCAUAUAAUACUGACUGCUUAGUCUGGUGCAGCAGAUAAAACAGCAUAUUUUAAGUGUGUGUAACUUAAGAGGACAGGAAUAGUCAGGUGUGGUAGGUGACAAAGAAGCAUUUCUGGUAAAAGAGGCGAUGAGCUGAACUACCUCCAGAUGAAUUUCACCUCAGGGCUGGUUUUGGAGAUAGUCUGUCUUUAACAUAAAAUGGCAGUAUACCAUGACCACAGAAGUGGGAACAAAGACCUGCAUUUUCUUCCCUUCUUAGUGAGAUGAGGACUCUCUGAGUCCUGUCAUGCCAUAGUCAGACACUCGUGGGGCAGAGCAGUGCAUGAAAAGAUGGAUGUUCAGCUUUGUUAGGUAUUAAAGAAAUGCAAAUCUUUGUAAUCAUGGCCAAACAGUACUGCCUCAUUGUGUGCCAAUGCCAGAUAACUUCACCUCGUAGACAUUGCUGGUGGGAAGAUAAAAUGGUAGAGCAGCUCUGGAAAGUAGUCUGACUGCUCCGAAACAGCCACGCCUGUAGUGGUUUACAACGGACAAGCUGCACUCAGUUGUACACACACAGUGUGUGGAUACUUAAAAUUGUGCCUUUAUCUGUAAUAGCCAGAAACUGCAGUUACUUGUUCUUCAACAAGAGGUUUAUUUUGGGGGGAGGGUUGUUUUGUUUUCUUUUUAAUGGUAAGUCUAUACCAUGAAAUACUGUGCAGCAAUAAAAUAGAAUGAGUUCAUUAAUACAGCCAUCUGGAUCAGUCUCCAGAGAAUUAUGAGGGAAAGAAGGCAGUCCUAAAAGGCUACAUUCUUCAUGGUGCUGUGUGUAUGACUUCCUUUCUAAAUGGCAGACAUUUCAGAAAUAGAAAACAUAUUAAUGUUGCCAGGGACUGGGGAGGAGAAGGCAAGAGAAAAAUGUGUGUGACUGUAUGGGGCAACAGGAUUGUUGUGCUGAUGGUGGAAUUUCGGGUUUUCACAAUCCCACCCCCAUCCUAGACUGGGUUUCUCUGUGUAGCCCUGGCUGUCCUAGAACUCACUUUGUAGGCCAUGCUGGCUACAAACUUAGAGAUCCACCUGCCUCUGCUUCCCAAGCGCUGGGAUUAAAGGCGUGCGUUAACGCUGCCUGGCGUGUUCCGUCAUUACCUGCGAUUGUUGGUGUCCUUGUUAUGAUAUUUUGCUUGUGCAUCCCAAUUAACACCAAGUAAAAGACACUCAGUUGAGUGGACGCUCAGUAGAGGAUUUGGGGCAGCCAUAUUCUUUCUUGGAGCUCUGAAGGUCUACACUGAUCUCACAGCAGUUUACUGUUGUUUAUUUGCUGUAUUAGAGGUAGGAUCUCAUGCAGCCCAGGCCGCUUCUGAACUCUGGAUCCAGAAAUGUUAAUCUUUAAAAACAUAAUGAGCCAGGAAUAGUGGUGCUCAGGAGGCAGAGGCAAGUGGGUCUCUGUGAGUCCAGGCCGGUAGCGUCCUCAUAGUGAAUUCCAGGCCUGCUGGGGCUACAUAGUAAGACCAUUUCAAAAAGAAAAAAUACAAUGAGAUUAUCCAUGAGUGAUCUGAUGGAAUAGUAUUUCUGCUGCACAUAGUACAGUAAUGACUCUUAGCUGUUUAUUGGUUUUAGCUUGUUUAUUGGUAGUUCAUUUGAUAGUUCUUUCCUUAUUCAAGAAAUAAUUAUUGUCAAAUAUAGUAGCACACACCUGUAAUCCCAACACUUUAGAGACUAAAGUUGUCUUAAGUUCUAGGCCAUCUUGACUACAAAGAGACCCUGGAGAGAAAGGUUGGUCAGGAGUGGUGGCACCUUUAAUCUCAGCAUCCAGGAGGCAGGGGUGGGCAGAUCCCUCUGUGCUCAGAAGCAACCUAGUCUAUGUCUUGAGUUUCAGGCCAGCCAGGACUGUACAGUGAGACUCUAUCUCAAAAAAAUUUUUUUUUCAAAAAUUAAGUAUUUGAUGUGUGCUUAAUCUGGCCUUGCUAUCAAAAUAAAAGCAACCAUCCUCAUCCUAAAACCAAAGCCACCUGUUUAUAAUUGUUUCAUGGCUAUAACAUAUUUUCUUUAUAAUUAUGACAUCCUCCACCUUAGGAGAUCGUAGUAAAUGUAGCUGCUUGUGUACAUUGCACAAAGCAAGCUCUUUGGAAUGUGCAGUUGGAAACCUUGGAAUACCCAGGGGAAUAAUCAGGAUUAUAUGCUUCAGGCUACUCAACAGCUAGACUGUGGUUACAGUCAUCUCUGUAUAGACUGUUGAGUGGAGUCUGUCUUGCCUUAGGCACUGACUGUCUCUGGCCAGUAGGCUGAGUUAUGUGCUGAUGGGACCUGGCAGGUCCACUUCAUUUUUUUUAGGGGAUCAGCACUUUGUCCCUGUUCCACCUAGGACUUACCUGACAACACAGAAUGUCUCUCUAGAACUUUGCAAAUAUGGAAUCUUGAGCUUAGGGCAACCAGAGCUGGUUUAGAGAGGCCACUCUGCGCAGUUAAUAGUUUGGACUCAUUACUCCUAGAGUCCAAUAAAAAUUGACUUCUGCAUUAGCCUAAAGCUGGAGGUUUUUCUGAUCCUACAUCCAGGGGAUGGACUCUCUGUGGAUUUGGCUUUAACGUAACAUAAAGGUGUCUGCUGAGUGAUGGUGUGUUCACCCGCUGGAGGGAGAGCUGACAGCCUGAGGACUAAUGGGUUUGUUUUGGUGUGGGUUGGGUUUUUCAGUGGAUGAGUCAGGGUAAGGGGUGAAGCCAGAUUUAGAUGUACCCUCUCUCUUUUGAAUUGCAGAGCUCUGGUGAUCUUGAUUUGAGUAGUGAGUUGAAGUUGAGAAACCAAAACCCCUUUUGUGCUCUGAACAUUGUGGGACACAAACGUUAUGUCCCAUUAUGCCAUGUUGAGGUUCUGAAGUCAUGGUACGUGUGUUAGUCUUGGCGCAGCUUACCACAGCUCGCUUGACGCAGCAUGUACCUGAUGUAUCUGAACCAGAAGAUCUCGGUUCUCAGUUGUAUCCCUUGUCUCUCUGCAAAGAUAAAUCCCAAGCUUCCCCUGGAGGUGACAGUCCUCCUGUCCUUGCCUCCUGUGGUCAGAGUGGACAUAGUACUGCAGGUCCUGAGCGGUUGGUGGAGGGAGAUGAAGACAGUUGGCCCCACCCUGGGGUGUGGAAGGAAACAGAACUUCCACAGCCUCCAACCCCACUUAGAGGCACUGCCAGUCUGAGACAUAUGUGUGAUGUAGCUGGGGCAGCAGGAGAGCAAUGGGCUCUGGACAGCAGAGCAGAGUUCUCAAACCAUGAAUUAUGUGGGCCAGCUGGCUGGGCAGGUGCUCGUCACUGUGAAGGAACUCUACAAGGGCAUUAACCAAGCCACGUUGUCUGGAUGCAUCGAUGUGGUCGUGGUGAGGCAGCAGGAUGGCUCCUACCAGUGCUCGCCUUUUCACGUACGCUUCGGGAAGCUGGGUGUCCUGAGGUCCAAGGAGAAAGUGAUUGACAUAGAAAUCAAUGGCAGUGCUGUGGAUCUUCACAUGAAAUUGGGUGAUAAUGGGGAAGCCUUCUUUGUAGAGGAGACUGAAGAAGAAUAUGAAAAAUUACCUGCUUAUCUUGCCACCUCACCAAUUCCCACUGAAGACCAGUUCUUUAAACAUAUUGAAACCCCUUUGGUGAAAUCAAGUGGAAAUGAAAGGCCAGCUCAGAGUUCAGACGUUUCUCACACCUUGGAAUCAGAGGCAGUUUUCACUCAGAGUUCUGUGAAAAAGAAGAAACGAAGGAGAAAGAAGUGCAAACAGGACAAUAGGAAGGAGGAGCAGGCAGCUUCCCCUGUUGCAGAAGAUGUAGGUGAUGUGGGUGUGAGCUCAGAUGAUGAGAAGAGAGCCCAGGCAGCAAGAGGAUCUUCAAAUGCUUCCUUAAAGGAAGAGGACUACAAGGAGCCUUCACUCUUCCAUUCUGGGGAUAACUACCCCUUAUCUGAUGGAGAUUGGUCCCCAUUAGAAACCACCUACCCUCAGGCUGUGUGCCCCAAGAGUGACUCUGAGCUGGAGGUGAAGCCAUCUGAGAGCCUCCUCAGAUCUGAGCCGCACAUGGAGUGGACGUGGGGCGGGUUCCCAGAGUCCACCAAGGUCACCAAAAGAGAACGGUAUGACUAUCAUCCAAGGACAGCUACGAUUACACCAUCAGAGAACACACAUUUCAGGGUAAUUCCCAGUGAAGACAGCCUCAUAAGAGAAGUUGAAAAGGAUGCUACUGUUGAAGAUACUACCUGUACCAUAGUGAAACCCAAACCUAGAGCCCUGUGUAAGCAACUGAGUGAUGCAGCGUCUACUGAGCUUCCCGAAUCACCUCUUGAAGCACCUCAGAUUUCAUCGUUAUUAGAUGCAGACCCUGUUCCCAGCCCAUCAGCAGAGGCUCCCUCAGAACCCAAACCAGCUGCUAAAGACUCACCAACAAAAAAGAAAGGUGUUCACAAAAGAAGCCAGCACCAGGGACCUGAUGACAUUUACCUUGAUGACUUAAAGGCUCUUGAGCCUGAAGUGGCGGCUCUCUAUUUCCCUAAAAGUGACACGGAUCCAGGUUCCAGGCAGUGGCCUGAGUCUGACACAUUCUCUGGUUCUCAGUCCCCACAGUCUGUGGGGAGUGCAGCUGCGGACAGUGGCACUGAAUGCCUCUCAGACUCUGCCAUGGACUUGCCUGAUGUAACCCUCUCCCUCUGUGGAGGCCUCAGUGAGAAUGGAGAGAUUUCUAAAGAGAAGUUCAUGGAGCAUAUCAUCACUUACCAUGAGUUUGCAGAAAACCCUGGCCUUAUCGACAACCCAAACCUCGUGAUCCGGAUAUAUAACCGUUACUACAACUGGGCGUUGGCUGCUCCCAUGAUCCUUAGCUUACAGGUAUUUCAGAAGAGUUUGCCUAAGGCCACCGUUGAGUCCUGGGUUAAAGACAAGAUGCCAAAGAAAUCUGGUCGAUGGUGGUUUUGGCGGAAAAAAGAAAGUAUGAUCAAACAGUUGCCAGAGACCAAGGAGGGAAAAUCUGAGGUCCCUCCAGCAAAUGACCUGCCUUCCAAUGCUGAGGAGCCAACCAGUGCCAGACCUGCAGAGAAUGACACUUCUAGUGACGAGGGGUCACAGGAGUUGGAAGAAAGCAUCAAAGUUGACCCCAUCACCGUAGAGACACUGAGUCACUGUGGGACGGCCUCAUAUAAGAAGUCUCUCCGACUCUCCUCGGACCAGAUAGCAAAACUGAAGCUCCAUGAUGGCCCCAAUGACGUGGUAUUCAGUAUCACAACCCAGUAUCAGGGCACCUGUCGGUGUGCAGGGACCAUCUACCUGUGGAACUGGAAUGACAAAGUCAUCAUCUCUGACAUCGACGGAACAAUAACCAAGUCUGAUGCUUUGGGGCAGAUUCUCCCACAGCUGGGUAAAGACUGGACGCAUCAGGGCAUAGCUAGGCUCUACCAUUCCAUCAAUGAGAAUGGCUACAAGUUUCUGUACUGUUCUGCACGUGCCAUCGGCAUGGCCGACAUGACCCGUGGUUAUCUGCACUGGGUCAAUGAUAAGGGGACGAUCUUGCCUCGAGGCCCUCUGAUGCUGUCUCCCAGCAGCUUGUUCUCUGCCUUCCACAGGGAAGUGAUAGAAAAGAAACCAGAGAAGUUCAAAAUUGAGUGUCUGAAUGAUAUUAAGAACUUGUUUGCCCCGUCCAGGCAGCCCUUCUAUGCUGCCUUUGGAAACCGUCCCAACGAUGUCUAUGCUUACACACAAGUCGGAGUUCCAGACUGUAGGAUAUUUACUGUGAAUCCAAAGGGUGAAUUAAUCCAAGAGAGGACCAAAGGGAACAAAUCAUCGUAUCACAGGCUGAGUGAGCUUGUGGAACACGUGUUCCCACUUCUCAGUAAGGAGCAGAAUUCUGCCUUUCCAUGCCCAGAGUUCAGCUCCUUCUGCUACUGGCGAGACCCAAUCCCUGACCUGGACCUGGAUGACCUGGCUUGAACAAGGCCUCGAUGGCAAGAUGGGGGGCACUGGCACUGGCCCUCUUACAGAGGAAGACCCAGGAGCUGACAGUCAGGAACCUGCUUUCCAGAACAGGGACGGGGACCCGAAGCUGGCACUGCCACCUUCUUUCAGCUUCCUAGGCCACCACUCAGCACUUAGAGUAAUAAGGGGCCCUGGACCUGCGUUAGAAGCCCGUGCUCUAAAGCCUGCACUCCUUUACUUGUGGGCUCUCACGUGCUUCUGUGGAGUUGUGUACUGGGCACCACGCAGCUGCACAUCUAAAAAGGAAGAAACCAGAAACUGAAAAAGAAUAGACCAGCACAUUGCUACACAAAAGUAAAGAGUUCAAAUCUCCACUGGUCAGUUGGGAUCGUUUCUCUCUCUAACCAGGGCUUUCUCCAGAGGUCCAGUUAGUGCUGCCAGCUCUGCGUGCACACCCUCCUCGGGAUGCCUCCACUCUCACUCACUGAACUAGGACAGCUGCUUCAUGUGCCAGCACCGUGAGCCCAUCUGCCCCAGCAUGGGCUGUAAAGUUGGGGGGAAAGCACCCUAGCAGCAGCGUCUCCUCACCUGUCCCCGCCGCAGUGAGAAAGAAGCGCUUUAAGCUGCUGUUAUGACCUAGCAGAAGAACAAAUGCACAGUUCAUGUCUGGAGUGAUGGUGAGACCUUGGUUUGAAUCACAAAGAAGGCAGUGGCUUCUCAGAAGUGUAGAAGGGCAGUUGCCUGGGGUCCUGGGAGUCCUGUUCUCUGACACUGUCACCUGACUUAAGUGGCCCUUGGGGCAGAUUAUUUCAGAACAGGAUUUUUGAAAGUCUGGGCUUCAUAUUUGCUGAGGAGAAAGCCUUUGGCUAGUGGCAUUGACCAGUCAUCUGGAUUCCAACCAUGUAAUGCAGUCAUGGAGGCCUGGGAGAGAGAGGCUCCUGAGUGCCUGUUGAGAGCCACACCUCAGCAGCAGCAGCAGCCCAUCACUCUGACUCACCCUCAUGCAGUUGAUAGUGCAGAUGAGGCCUCGUGGGGAUGUGGGGUACCCCCGCACCUCCCUGGCGGCCUCAGACACUGGCCUCGUUAAGUGCUCUUGUCAAAUGUUGGAGCAGAUGGCACCAGGGAGAGUUAUGUCCUCAGAUCUGCAGAGCCUUGCCCAGCUGGGUGUGGGCAGUUACUAAGAAAUCCAUCUGAGUUCGAGGUCAGCCUGGUCUACAGAGUUAGUUCCAGGACAGCCAGGACUACACAGAGAAACCCUGUCUUGAAGAAAAAAGAAAAAAAGAAAAGGGGUGGCUAUUUUCCAGAUUGGAGAGUUGAGUGUCCUUGCCUCAUUUCAGUAUUGCAGUUGAAUGCAGAGACCUUGGUAACAAUGUUUAAUUAAAGAAAAAGACCAUUUGAAACAUAGUUGUCCGUGGCAAGCCCUGGAGGCACGUAGUCCCAGAGAAGCAACGCAGGCUCCCGGCACUGUGCUGAUGUUUCCCACAAGUGUUCCCUCUGCUCCGUGAGUUACUUGUGUUAGGUAGUAGGGAAACUUGGCUAUGUUCAUGUGACGUUCUCGCCAGUUAAGUGAAAUAAGACUCUACUAAAGCAGCCACGGGAGAUUUGAAGCCUAAGCCAUCACCACCACAGUAAGAAUUGUGCACUUAACCUGAGCUUGGUAGAAUAGCCACGGUACAGAAAAUCCUAUGUUUUCUCUUAGACCUUCUGUUUUUCCUUUAGGGAGUCUUUGCCUCACUAGUCUGUUUCCUUUUCCUAACAGACAUUUUCUUUGGACACACGGGCCUUUUCAGAAGGUCCAGCGUAGGCUCUGGGUCUCCUGGCCUGUGCAGAGUGAUGGCUGGUCUUUCUGUCCACGUGUCUGUUAGCGCGACACUCGUCCCUGCACAUUGAUGAGUGGGUAUUUAGGAUAAUGAAUGUAACUCUUAUUUAAAGGAGUCUCCUUGCUGAGAGUAGAUGAGUACUAUUACUGUAGUGUAUGAAGUAUUAGGUUUGUGCUGAAAAUCCAUUGCCAUUUGUUACAAAUGACAUUUGUUCUUUCUGUGAAAGAGAGAUGCCCUUAAGUGUGUUUGCACACAAACCCCUGGAUGGCUUGUUGCAGUGUCACCUUGUCUCGAUGACAGGUGAUGCUGAAGAGACACUAUGGCAGACCAGCCACCCAGUCCUUCCGUCAGUUGUUGCGUCAGUUCAGUCUAAUUUUAGUGUUUGGUGUUGAGUGUUGAAGCUUGCACUGCUGUAGAAUUGAUGGCUGCUCUCCGUCAGGCUGUGUGGGGUGUACACGUGGACCUGGAGCAUGCAUGUGUAACCAUAUGAUCAGUACUGCAGUUCCUGUAGUCUAACCCAUCUGCAUAGUCAGUUGGAAAAAGAAAUGUGCUGUUGUAGUAACGUAGAACAAAAGCUGCUAAAACAAUGUAGAGUGGACCAGGACCCGAGCUGAGCAGCAGGAGCCUCUGUUCCCUGCAGCCUGUGGGGCGGGUCCAGCCUUCUGAGGUGCCCUUCAAAGCCAUCAUCUGAGAGAAGAAACGGUUCAGGCGACAUGAGCAAGUUUCUGGGAAACUUUGUUUGAGAGCAUGCUAAGGUUUAUUUAAAACCCCAGGAAUUGCUCUUUCCAGGUGAAAAAUUCUUUUUUUGACCUGAAGGCAGAGGAAAGAGUUCCCUGCUAAUGAUUCCAUUCAGCUGAUGAAGUACUUGAUUAUUAGAGAGCAGUGCCACUAAGCAGCUUUAAGUUGUCCGUAAUCAUUGUAAACAUCAGUGCAGUACCUUCAAUAUGGUAAAGAUGUUGUCUUCAGAUGAAUGGCUCAUAUUUUGGUGCAGUGUUUGAUGUUCACAAAAAAAUGUUACAAUAAUAAACUAACAUAAACUGAU
Mus musculus (house mouse) is the source of this 15471-nucleotide messenger RNA. It is a transcript of the gene Lpin2, whose product is annotated as lipin 2. The record is from RefSeq and is a predicted model, not a curated record. NCBI's taxonomy places the organism in Eukaryota, Metazoa, Chordata, Mammalia, Rodentia, Muridae. Gene Ontology annotation, molecular function: phosphatidate phosphatase activity. The coding region runs from base 9943 to 12624 and encodes 893 amino acids. Gene Ontology annotation, cellular component: endoplasmic reticulum membrane; cytosol; nucleus. The transcript has 20 exons.